GUGACUCAAAGAAAAAGGCUAAGCUAGAAAUAGCUAGGGAUACAACUCAAAAGAGAAAAGAGCAAGAAGAUGGCACAAGAAGAAAUGAGAAAAGGACCAUGGACAGAACAAGAAGAUCUUCAACUUGCAUUUUAUGUGAAUUUGUUAGGCGAUCGACGAUGGGAUUUCUUAGCCAAAGUUUCAGGUUUUUAAGGUUGGAGGGAGACAUAUAAAUUAGGUAGGCUUGUCUUGGACAUGAAAUCUUAUUUUCAUGGAACAAAUUCUAACUCCUUUUUUUUCUAUAUACAAAUUUUGUUUUUAUGUUGUGUAAAUAGGUUUGAGAAGAACAGGAAAAAGUUGUAGAUUACGAUGGGUGAAUUACUUACAUCCUGGUCUCAAACGUGGAAAGAUGACUCCUCAAGAAGAACGUCUUAUUCUUGAACUCCACUCCAAAUGGGGAAAUAGAUGGUCAAGAAUUGCAAUGAAAUUACCAGGAAGAACUGAUAAUGAAAUCAAGAAUUACUGGAGAACUCAUAUGAGGAAAAAGGCUCAUGAUGAGAGGAAAAAUAACGCGUCUAGUUUUUCUCCAUCUUCAUCCUUCUCCAACUCUUCAUCUUUCUCAUCUAAUAGUCCUGAUGUGGAUUUCACGCCCAUUAAGAAAAACAAUGAAAGGAACUUCUAUGAUACGGGUGGAUUUGAGAAAAAGAAUGAUGGUGACAAAAUGGUGUACUCCAUGGAUGAAAUAUGGAAAGAUAUUGAAUUAUCACAAGAAAGUGAAACAAUGAAUAAUAUUAAACCAAUUAUGCCAUCACCUAUAUGUAAUUAUUACCCAAACACUCUAUGGAUGUCAAAUGAAGAAGAAACUAAAAUGUUUCCUCAAUUUUAUUGCUUGGACAACCAGGAUAACACAUUCUUUGCUGGCUAACAAAGGGUUACUAUAUAUUUUAGAGGGGUUAAAUCAUAUACACUGACAAUUUAAAGAUUUUUUACAUGACAGUUUUGAUUUAACGAACUAUAAUAGGUUAUUACUUUAUUUUGUUUUUACCUGUUAUAGGUUAAAUUAACCUGAUAGUGUAAGAAAAUUUUUAUAUUAUCAGUGAAUAUAACUUAAAUCCUCGUAUGUGGAGGUAAUUUGUUUUAGAGUUGGUGUAGGGUUAUUAUGAGUAAAUUUUUAUUAGCUCUGACUUUGUGAAUAGAAAUGGUAAAAAUCCCUAAAUAAGAAGGCAGACUAUGUUAACACAUGAUGUGUUUAUUGGAAGCCACAUAUUUUGUAUCAU
Molecule: messenger RNA, 1256 nt
Organism: Solanum stenotomum
Lineage: Eukaryota; Viridiplantae; Streptophyta; Magnoliopsida; Solanales; Solanaceae
Product: transcription factor MYB48-like
Exons: 3
Coding region: 389-904 (171 amino acids)
Biological process (GO): regulation of DNA-templated transcription
Cellular component (GO): nucleus
Molecular function (GO): DNA-binding transcription factor activity; sequence-specific DNA binding
Source: RefSeq, a predicted model, not a curated record